Molecule: messenger RNA, 1104 nt
Organism: Suncus etruscus (white-toothed pygmy shrew)
Lineage: Eukaryota; Metazoa; Chordata; Mammalia; Eulipotyphla; Soricidae
Gene: FOXH1
Product: forkhead box H1
Exons: 3
Coding region: 40-1104 (354 amino acids)
Biological process (GO): regulation of DNA-templated transcription
Molecular function (GO): DNA-binding transcription factor activity; sequence-specific DNA binding
Source: RefSeq, a predicted model, not a curated record
CCCACUUCUCCUGCGCCUUCCCCUCCCCCUUUCAUCCGAAUGAUAAAGGACCCUCUGGCCGGCCCCCUCCGCUUCCCCGGGGCCGGCCCGGCGCCCCGCACCCAGCCCCAUUGCCCCGAGAGACCCCGCAUGGGGCCCUGCAGCAGCCCAGGUCGGGGGCUCCCCGGCGCCGAGCGGCACUCUCAGCCCCCCAAGAGGAGGAAGAAGAGAUACCUGCGGCAUGACAAGCCCCCCUACACCUACUUGGCGAUGAUCGCCCUGGUCAUCCAGGCGGCGCCCUCGCGCAGGCUGAAGCUGGCCCAGAUCAUCCGCCAGGUCCAGGCCGUGUUCCCGUUCUUCAGGGACGACUACGACGGCUGGAAGGACUCCAUCCGCCACAACCUCUCCUCGAACCCCUGCUUCCGCAAGGUGCCCAAGGACCCCGCGAAGCCCCAGGCCAAGGGCAACUUCUGGGCGGUGGACGUGAGCCGGAUCCCCGCCGAGGCGCUCCGGCUGCAGAACACGGCGCUGUGCCGCCGCUGGCAGAACCGGGGCGCGCGCGGCGCCUUCGCCAAGGACCUGGGCCCCUACGUGCUGCACGGCCGCCCCUACCGCCCACUCGGGGCCCCGCCGGCGCCGGCCGCCCGCGAGGGCUUCAGCAUCAAGUCGCUGCUGGCCGAGCCCGAGGGUGCGGCUGCGUCCCCGGCGCCCCCCGAGACCCCGGUGCCGCCCCGUUCCCCCGCGGGCCCCAGCCGGCGCUCCCCGGAGCCGGGCGCCUGGCCGCUCCCCUUCGCGCCGCCGGGCUUCCCUCCGAGCAGCCCGGACGCCGGCUGGGGGCAGCUGCCCACGUCCUACCUGCCCACGUACACCCCCAACGUGGUCAUGCCGCUGGCACCCCUGCCGCCCGCCGCCUGCCCCCAGUGCCCGCCCGCCGCCGCCGCCGCCGGCCCGGCCUACUGGGGGCUGUCGCCGGACAACCCCGGCUCCCCGCAGCUGCUCUGGGACCUCGACGCCCUGUUCCGCGGGGUGCCCCCGAACAAGAGCAUCUACGACGUGUGGGUCAGCCAGCCCCGAGACCCGGCGGGCCCCGCGCCCAGCUGGCUGCUCUCUUGGUACCGCCUGUGA